ACAGGAAGUCUGUUUACUUUUCCUCCCUUUGCAGAGAAAGAAGCAAGGUUCAGUCUGAGCUCCUCCCACUGCUCACUCACACUAAUACCAAGCAGGCUGUUUUCCUCCAGGAGCAGAAAGCUGAGCCAGAGGGUGGAAGCAUGAGUCGUCGUGUGGCCGUGGUGGGAGCGGGGAGUUCGGGGCUGGUCUGCAUGAAAUGCUGCCUGGAUGAAGGGCUGGAGCCCGUCUGCUUCGAGAGCAGCGAUGACAUCGGCGGCCUCUGGAGGUUUAAGGAGAAUCCAGAGCCGGACCGGGCCAGCAUCUACCACUCUGUCAUCAUCAACACCUCCAAAGAGAUGAUGUGCUUCAGUGACUUUCCCAUCCCUGCACACUUCCCAAACUUCAUGCACAACUCCCUCAUUAUGGAAUACUUCCGGAUGUACGUCAACCAUUUCCAGCUCGCCAAACACAUCCGCUUUAACACCCGCGUCCUGAACAUAAAGAAGAGAUCCGACUUUUCGCGUUCUGGUCAGUGGGAUGUUGAAACGGAGAACAAGGAUGGCAAAAGGGAGAAACACAUUUUUGAUGCUGUAAUGAUCUGCAUUGGACAUCACUGCCAGCCUAACCUGCCCCUCCAUGAUUUCCCAGGUAACACUUCAUUAAA
Molecule: messenger RNA, 643 nt
Organism: Cyprinodon variegatus (sheepshead minnow)
Lineage: Eukaryota; Metazoa; Chordata; Actinopteri; Cyprinodontiformes; Cyprinodontidae
Product: dimethylaniline monooxygenase [N-oxide-forming] 5-like
Exons: 4
Molecular function (GO): flavin adenine dinucleotide binding; N,N-dimethylaniline monooxygenase activity; NADP binding
Source: RefSeq, a predicted model, not a curated record